AUGAGACUUUUGAUUUUCUGUAUGAGUUCACUUGUAGUGGGGAGUACUAGAAUGGUUAGAAUUACCUCGAGGCUCUAUCCAGACUUUGGAAUAGCUAUUGCACCUGCAGGCACUGGAGGGAAGGGUACUGUCAAAAUGCUUAGUACCAAAGAAAAUAGAAAGAUGGAACAGCAGGGAACUUUCAGAAUCGACAAGGGGAUAACAGAGGUCUCACAAGGCGAAUCCAAACUUUGUAAGAAUGAGAAAAACGAUAGCAUUGAUGUUUGCACAGGAAAAGACGAGCUCUAUUCGAAGUGGAGAUUGGUUUCUGAAGACGGGAGUGUCAGAUUCAAAACAGAAAAUGACGUAUGCCUAGAGACAGUUGAGGACAAGUUGGUAUCUGGUGGCAUAAAGCUUGUUGGUAGAGAAUGUAAGCUGAACACAAAUAGCCAACUCUUUGAUUUGAAAUUUGUCGACGAGGAUAGCCAGGACUCAGAAGAGGAUGAAUUCGACAAAAACUCUCCAAAAGACUUGCCUUUAGAGGAACUGCUUCCUUUUUUACUUUAUGGAAAAGAGCCGGUAUCAAACCAGCGAAUAAUUUUGUAUGAUAGCCAGGGGAAAAAGAAGGCUUCAUUCAGGGGAUCGGUUAGCCCGCUCAUGAUUGCCAGCCUAAGCUCUGGCAUUCUGCCACAUUCCAGCAAAUCAUCCACACCUUAUUCUGAAUAUAGGCCAUUGUUAAAACCAAAUUCUCCUGAGGAAGAAAUGGCAAUUACACCGAACUAUGCAGAAUAUGGAAAGCUUUACUAA
This is a messenger RNA of Encephalitozoon hellem ATCC 50504, 786 nucleotides long. RefSeq lists its product as uncharacterized. The transcript has a single exon. The record is from RefSeq and is a predicted model, not a curated record. Lineage: Eukaryota; Fungi; Microsporidia; Unikaryonidae. Bases 1 to 786 code for a protein of 261 amino acids.